Trypanosoma rangeli is the source of this 987-nucleotide messenger RNA. RefSeq lists its product as uncharacterized. The record is from RefSeq and is a predicted model, not a curated record. The transcript has a single exon. Lineage: Eukaryota; Euglenozoa; Kinetoplastea; Trypanosomatida; Trypanosomatidae. The coding region runs from base 1 to 987 and encodes 328 amino acids.
AUGACGAUGGCGACGGUGCGGCGCCGUGCGGUGUGGGCCCUGGCGGUCCUUGCGCUGCUGUGCGGCAGCUGCUGCCUCGUGUGCGGGGCGGCGGCGUCAUCGAAUGUUUAUUCGGUGGAGGUGUCGUAUCCGAAGACUGUAGGAAAAGUACGGUGGCGUUUUUCUGACGAGAAUAAUUCUGAUUGGAAGGACUGUUCGCCGUUGUUGUCGCAUAAUAAUAUGCUUGUGGUUGAGGAAGCAAGUGAAGGCAACAUUGACGGUAAAUUCAUGUGUUAUCUUUUCAAAUCAGGGUGCUUCUUCAUCUCAAAUAGGACAUCCCUUCCAACCUCAGUCCGGGAUAACAGUAAUGAUGUUGUGUUCACGAUGAAAUGUACGUCGCGUUACGGUUGUGAAGCCCCCUUGCCGUUGAAAUGCGAAGCCGUUACCCCCAAUGGAACUGAUUUCGAACGUCUUGACUCUUCAGGCGAGUGGGAGUUACACGUCCCCGAUCAAAACGCAGUUGGACCAACGUCUGGGGUCCCGCCUUCCGGAGAGCAGUCGUCAUCACAAGCAGCACCAACACCGGCAGUAGCAGCAGCAGCGCCAUCUUCGGCGGGAAAUCCGCAGGUCGGCAGUUCGGCAAGCAGCGGUGCGAGUAAUGAGGUCUCUGCUGCUCAUGCUGCUGGGCAGCCAGGCGGUACGGGCUCCACCGAACUUCAGGGAACAUUAACACCACCGACUGGCACUGCGGAUUCAAAAGAAGCAGCAGACGGUGGGGCACAAUCAUCUUCAGCCUCCGCACAGCCAUCCGGCACGCCCACUUCCAACACUCCCGGCGGCGGCGAUGGUGGAGGCGCCACUACAAGCACGACCGCCAGCAGCCCCAGUGGUGGGAACCACACGAAAGACAAUGCGGACGGCAGCGACACGUCCACUGUGUGGGUGCGUGCCACGCCGCUGCUUCUGCUGCUGCUGACGGCUGCCGUUGCCUGCACUGCUGGGGAGUGA